AAAUAAACUUGCCUUGCCUUGAAUUGAAAUGAUUCAAAUGUAGACGUAUGCAUUAACUCUGGCAGCUAUUUCUCCCACAGUUUUACAGCUGUGUUGAUCUUUUUUUGGAAAAUGUGCUCGUAGUCGGCAUAUGCUUGUAGGAACUCGUUAAUUUCUGUCACAGUGAAGUUUAAAACCCUAAAGGUGUUUGUCCCCGUUGCCAUGGUGAAUCGUAAUGUCUUUGCUCUAUUGAUCAGAGCUUUUAAUGACCGCGACACUUGCACCUGAUUCUGGUUCCAACAACUUCAAGUUGAUUGAAUCAACUCUUUUCAGCUGAUCUGAAACUAUUAAGUUUGAUAAUUUUGAGUCAGUGAACUCUGAGUUCAGGUUUGAACUCUAAAUUUGUUUAUUUAAUUUCCUCCAGACUGUUACAAGUUAUUAUUCCAGAUGGAGAACAGGUGGAGGAGGGCAUGCAGAUUGUGAUUGGCAGAGAAGAAGAGACUAUUUAGCUAUUGGUUCAAAGUGAAGGCCUAUUUGAUAAUGGUGUGUAGAGCGACGUAACAUCCCAGCAUUAGUGAGGUUGAUCUUCCUUAUGGAAAUUCCACCAAAACUUCAUUAUGUUAUGGUAUCACCAAAUGCUUUUACUGUGAUUAUCUUAACGCAUUAUAAAAAUCUACUAAACUAAUGUUAAUUGAGUAUCUCAGUAUUUCCUCUUCCCUAAACUGGCAAGUUUUCAAGUUUCAGAAAAUUAAGACUGGAGUAAUUAUUAGUAUUGCAGAAUGAUGAAAAUGCAGAUGGUUGGACUGGAUAAAAAUAUUUGCUGAGAUUUCAACGUAGACUUCUGGGAUUAAUACUUAAAAAAAAAACUAGAAGUGAAACAAUGUCCUUUUUAUUUUUAGGGGAUGAGCUGCAACCCUAAUUUUACUCGUUUGACGUCAACACAAAAUAAAAAAAUUGUCAGGGAGUGUAAGAGUCCAACAUCUGAUAGUUUUUUUAUUUUUCCAGGUAAAUUACUGUGAUGGGUUUGAUCCAUUUCAAACAAAAUUUGCAAAGUAACAUUCGUUUUUUUUAUACUUUUAAAGCUCUGUCUGGAGUGGAUCACACCUUUCUUCCUCGUGUGUCAUGUAAAAAUUCACGGAGGAACAGAAACUUGCAGUAUCCUGUCUCAAUAAUCGUCUCCAGUAAGCAGGAAGUGGUGCUUUAAAAACAAAAUUUGAUCACAUUUAUUCCUGCUAACUUUUUUGAGUGAAGUGUGUACUUAUUUUGUUAAAAAAUAAACAUUUUAAAAUCCAAGAGGCCAUCUAAUUUACUGGAAACUCUACAAAAGGCUUUAAUAUAUAUUCAAAUUCAUGUCUCAGGAGAGCAGCUUUCAGCUGAAUGCAAAAGGAUGUUUGUGGUUGUCUAUCAAAGACCUGCAGCUUCCGUUACUUUUAAGUGAUCUGUGAAAUUUUUUUUGAAAUAAAACUGAAACUUUUGUUUCAUUAAUGUGUAAAUGUAUGGCAGCAAAUGAGUAUUAUAAAAAAUAGCUUACACGAUGAGUAUUUUUCAUUUCCAAAAAGUUUACUUGUUUAUCAGCAUUCACAGUUGUUUAUGCUGUCAUUAUUACAAGCAUUUUAACUUCUUUAAACGGCAUUUCCCUUUUUUAGGACUCAACAGCAGUUAAGGUCAUAUGCACGCAUGCAUCUAACGAACACAUUUCCUGUUGCUUCAUUACCACAAAUAACAAGGGCGACAGGAAAGCUGCUGUCCUGAGGUGAGGUCUAAAAUCACUUCUUGUUCACGCCCAUUUUGACUGCAUCAGUUUCUUUCUCUAAGCCUUUCAAUGCAGCGGAUGCAUGAUUCAACUCGUAAGCACAUUGGGGCUUGAUGGAAAAUGCGGCUUUUCACGGUGCUAGUUGUCAUUUAUUUGUCUGCUGCUGUUGCAGCUCAGGACUCCAACACAGCUUCAACAACCGUUCUUCAGCCCUCAACCGUCUUUGAGCCUCCUCAACCCGACCUGCAGCUGGUGUCUGCUUUCUCAGUAGCAUACUCCACUGAGAAAGUCGUGUUGAAAUGUGUCAUUGAUAGCAGCUCUGACUGGAAUAUCAGGUGGAACAGAAAUAACUCAGAAAUACAUGGUUCAGAUUUUUCUUUGUCCGAAGAAAACUCUAAACUCACAAUCACAGUGGAAACAUCAGCAGUCUACACGUGUCAAGGUGAACACAAGACCAAGAGCGUCCUGACUAAAGUCAGUAACCCGCGUCAAAUCGACGUUCAAGAACUGCCUAGACCUACUCUGACACGACAAAGUCCCUGGGCAGAUGUUUUUGAGACGGAGUCAGUCACAUUCAGCUGUCAAGUUCCUAUCUCUGGCUGGUCGUUCUCCUGGUACAAAAAUGGAGAAAAACUGGGAGAAAACACAGAAUUACUUAGUAUCAAUGAUGUCACUAAGGAUAAUCAAGGAAGUUACACCUGCAAAGUUCACCAUCAUUCCAGAAACCUCAGCUCCAAAGACAGCAAUCCCGCUAUGCUAAACGUUUAUUCGGAAAAGGCUAAGCCACAUGUAGCCAUCAUUAAAGCCUUCGAACCGAUGUACCCUGGUGAAUCCAUUGAAUUCAGCUGUAGGAUCACCAUUGCCACUGGUUGGGAUUACGUGUGGUACCUUAAUGGGAGUGAAAUUCCAGCAGCCAACAAGGACACUUACAAGAUAGACACCAUCGAUCACUCGAACAGUGGGCAGUACUUCUGUAAAGUCAAAAGGGGUUCUUUUUUCUCAGAAGAGAGUGAUAAACUGCCAUUCCAGGUCUCUGAGCUGCCUAAGCCGACUCUGAAACUACAAAGUCCGUGGUCAGAUGUUUUUGAGAGGGAGUCGGUCACAUUCGGCUGUCAAGUUCAUACCUCUGGCUGGACGUUCUCCUGGUACAAAAAUGGAGAAAAACUGGGAGAGAACACACAAUUACUUAGUAUCGAUGAUGUCACUAAGGAUAAUCAAGGAAGUUACACCUGCAAAGUUCACCUUCAGUCCAGACACCUCAGCUCCAAAGACAGCAACGCCAUUAUCCUAAACGUUUACUCGGAAAAGGCUAAGCCACAUCUAACCAAAAGUCAAAGCUUUGAAACCAUGUACCCUGGUGAAUCCAUUGAAUUCAACUGCAGUGUCAGAGUUGCCACUGACUGGAUUUACAUGUGGUACCUGAAUGGGAGUGAAAUUCAAGGAGUCAACAAUCACAUCUAUCGGAUUGACAAAAUUGAUCACUCGAACCACGGACACUACUUCUGCAAAGCCAAAAGGGGUCAGUUCUUUUCAGAAGAGAGUGACAAACUGUCCCUGCAGGUCUCUGACCCACCUACCCCCACUCUGAAGAUGGUGACUAAAUGGAAAGAUAUGUUUGAAAAUGAGAGAGUGGAAAUGAGCUGUGAUGUAGGCGUUUCUGACUGGUCGUUCAGUUGGUACAAAGAUAAUGUUAAAAUGAAUGACGAAACGUCAAACCUCAGAAUCCCUUCAGUUACUCAGAGCAAUAAAGGAAGAUAUGCAUGCAAAAUUCACCUGAAACCCAGAGGUGUCAGCUCGGGAUUCAGCAAUUCGGUUGAAAUCAGCAUUUAUGCGGAAAAGGCUAAGCCACAUGUAACCAGAAGUCAAAGCUUUGAAACCAUGUACCCUGGAGAAUCCAUUGAAUUCAACUGCAGUGUCAGAGUUGCCACUGACUGGAUUUACAUGUGGUUCCUGAAUGGUAGUGAAAUUCAAGGAGUCAACAAUCACAUCUAUCGGAUUGACAAAAUUGAUCACUCGAACCACGGACAGUACUUCUGCAAAGCCAAAAGGGAUUCGUUUUUUUCAGAUGAGAGUGAUAAACUGUCCCUGCAGGUCUCUGACCCCCCACAACCAAGUCUGAAGCGUUUGACUUCCUGGUCGGACGUGUUUGAAAAAGAGAAGGUGGAGAUGAGUUGUAACGUGAGCGAUCCGACCUGGACGUUCACGUGGUAUAAAGAUAACAAGAAGCUCCAAAAGACCUCCUCACUGACCUGGGAUGAAAAAGGCUCAAAACUCACCAUCAGUUCAAUCGCUCAAGAUCACCGUGGAAACUAUGCCUGCAAAGCUAACCUCGCACUGAGAGGAGUCAUCUCUAAAUCCAGCAUAGAACUACAUCUAACAGUUUACGAAAGUUUACCUCUUCCAAAGCUGGCAAAGAAUCCGAAUUUUAAUCUAAUGUAUGUUGGAGAAAAUGUGGCCUUCACUUGCAAAGUAUCUGUGUCCUCUGGAUGGGAGUAUAAGUGGUACAAAGAUAGUGAUGUGUUAGCUAACACUAACCAAAGCAUCACUAUUAACCUGGGUCUGCAACAUAAAGGGACGUAUUGGUGCAGUGCCAGCAGAGGUGACAUUUCAAAUCUCCACAGCAAUAAAAUACGUCAAGAUGUUGAAGAAAUUCCUGUGCCAGAGCUGAAGCUGAAGAACAAGCAGUCGGAUGUUUUCCCCAAGGAAAUGGUUCAACUGAGCUGCAUGAUGCCAAACAGCUCUGGCUGGACAUACACGUGGUACCGAGACGGGGGGCUGAUUCAAGCCGAUAACAAUGUGGUUAUCGGCACAAAUGGAGCCACUAUUUCCUUUCCUUCUGACCCUUCUCUUCAUCAAACUCAACCAUAUACCUGUGAAGCAGAGCUGAAACACAGGUCUGUCCGCAGCAACUUUAGCUCUACUGUCACACUGCAGGUUUACGAUGCACUUCCCAACGUCACACUGCUGCAAAGUCCUGAACACAGUUUACUGCACAGUGGCGACUCAGUCUCCUUCAGCUGUAAUGUCGACAUCUCCUCUGGAUGGGAAUUCCUGUGGUACAAAAAUGGAGCUCAAAUUAACAAGGGUAACCAGCACAACAUCAGCUCUGCUCAGGUCAAAGAUGAGGGAUCAUAUGCGUGCCGGGCAGAAAGGGAAUCCUUUUUGCUUGGGAAGAGCGAGGACAUGAAAAUUAAAGUUAAAGAGCGUCCAGAAGCUGAAAUCAUCUUGUUGACGGGCUGGGGAGAAGUCCUCUCCACAGACAGCUUAGUGCUGCAGUGCAAAGUGGAGGAAUCGGGGUACAAGUGGAACUACACCUGGUUUAGAGGAGAUGUAGCAGUCGGAGAGGUGCCAGCAGAGAAGUAUAUAGUUACACCCCAGAAUGACCCAGACCAGAGCCAGUACAGCUGCAAAGGCAUCCGUUCCGAGAGACCGACCUACUCCAAAAACAGCCCACUCUUCAAAACCAAGAACCUCUUGUUAAAAAGGAGGAUUCUUCUUUCCAUCUCUGGCUGCCUCUUCUUUGGGAUCAUUCUUGCUUUUCUCGGAUGUAUUUACUUCAAAAUCCGUAAACCAGUUGUUGCUGAAGAGAAGCCAGAAGAAAACGAAUUGUUUCUCACCUUGAAAAAACAAUUAGAACAUACUGAUAAUCCAUGUCCACUGGUUGAAUAUAUCACCGAUAAGGCUUUGAAUGAGGCACCCAGAGAAAGCGAUGGCCUGAUCAGCAGUGAUAGCACAGAGCUGACAAUAACCACCCAGGAAGACCAAGCUGCGGUUUCCAGUGCAACGGAAAAUGGUGGUGCCAUGAUUUCCUUUCAAAAAGUGAGCUAAAGCAACAGUUUUUGCCCCGCCCAAGCCAAGGAGGCCCAGAUGAUGAUUGCACAUCACUAUGGUGUUGAAAUAGCAGCACAUGCACAGUUUUUAUGUACAUUUUAAGAAAAUGGCCAAUUUAGCUGGUAUUACAUUCUGAAGUAAGCUUGUAUUCUGUGUAGCUUUGUUUCAAUUUAUUUUCAGACACACCUAGUAAAACAGUGUAUGUGGUUUUUACUUGUUUUAUAUGGUUGCUUUGUAAAUUAAACUGUGUGGGUAUUUAUGUUUUUACAGCUUUGGUUGCAGUUCCAUGAACAACCACCAGGUAGUGGCAAAGAUAACUUUUAAGAAGCUUUUUUUUAUGUUUUGAAUUGUAAUGCUUUGUUUUUGUAAAAUUGCAGGUUGUAAAUAAUUAUGUUUCUCUAUAUAUUAUUUUUAAAUAAAAAGUAUAAAAUAUU
Molecule: messenger RNA, 5997 nt
Organism: Oryzias melastigma (Indian medaka)
Lineage: Eukaryota; Metazoa; Chordata; Actinopteri; Beloniformes; Adrianichthyidae
Product: obscurin
Exons: 21
Coding region: 1853-5560 (1235 amino acids)
Biological process (GO): cell surface receptor signaling pathway
Molecular function (GO): transmembrane signaling receptor activity
Source: RefSeq, a predicted model, not a curated record